CGCUCCCGAGACGGGAUCGAUAGGGGACGCCAUGUUGGCGAGAGGGUGCUCACGGCGUCGUCAAUCGAUGUUGGCGCAGCAGGGUUACCACCGUCAACGACGCUGCAGCAGAUCCGCUCAACCCCGCCGCCACGGCCUGGUGGGCUGCCGCAGCACCGCAGGGGGGCAUGGGCAGCAGCGGCCGCGCUGCGCGGCGGGCUGGCCCUAGCCAUCGUCGCCGCCGGCUGCGUGUCUGAGCGCCCAUGGAGGGCAAGGAGCCGCCGCCGCCAGACGACAGCUGCAAGGAGCCCGUGCUGGCCAAGAUGGAGGCGCUCGUGCGAGAGAUGCAGCACCCGGACACCGGCGUGCCCGUGCGAAGCCAGAAGCUCUUCCUCACCUCCAUACCCAGCGCGUUCCUCGGCUAUGACGUUGUCGAAUGGCUCACGGAUAACCUGGACAUUGAGGAUCAGAAUCCUGUGGCAGCUGAGGCCCUUCACCUGGCCAACUUGCUGUGCCAGUACGGCUACUUCUUUCCGGUCAGCGACAACGCCAAGACUUUCGCCAUUAGAGAUGACAGCACUCUGUACAGGUUCCAGACUCCUUACUUCUGGCCUUCCCGAUACCAGCCCGACAACACGGAUUACGCGAUCUACCUGUGUAAGCGGGCGCUCAAAAACAAGCCCAAGUACGCCCUCGAGGAGUAUGAACAGGAGGCCCUGCAGAGGCUCAAGAAGCUGCUCUACCACAAAUGGGAGUUCAUUUGCAUGCAAGCCCAAGAACAGGCGGCCUUGGCUAAAGAGCGGAAGAAAACGGACAAGCUGAUCCUACAAAGUCAAGAACGGGCCUACUGGCGAAUUCACCGGCCACCGCCCGGAUGUACGAGUUGCCUAGAGAAGAGUCCAGUGCCUAACAAGAGGGGCCCGCCGAAGAAGAAGACAAAAGACGACCUAAAACGAGAGAUCGAAAUUCUCAAGAGGAACCUUGCUCGGUCGCGGACUAAAGUGUCACAGAUCCUCGCGAGGUGUGAGCAGUACCAGUGCUUCGAUAGCUUCAUCGUCCCGCCGUACCCCGGGAACCCUUGGAUCACGGAUGACCCCACGCUAUGGGCCCUCGAGAGCAGCACGGCAGAGGUGCCCACGGAACGGCGCCUGCAGCGGUGGAACUUGUCUCUGGAGGAGCUCCUGGCGGACCCAAUGGGGGCGCACGAGUUCGAACAGUAUUUGCGCACCGAGUACAGCCACGAGAACAUACUCUUCUGGAAGGCCGUCCAGGACCUGCGACAUGGAUCGCAGCAGGACAUGCCACGCAAGGUGGCCGCCAUCUACGAAGAGUUCCUGUGUCGGGGCGCCCCGUGCGAAGUGAACCUGGACAGCGAGACACUGGAGCGCACGCAGCAGGAGGUGCACGAGCGGCCCACCCGGUUCAGCCUGGACGCCGCGCAACACCACGUGUUCGCCCUGAUGAAGAAAGACACGUACACGCGUUUCACGCGCUCAGAGCACUUCCGCCGACUGAUGGCCAAGGCGCAAGCGCUGCAGCAGGCACAGGGACAGAGAAAGAGAUUCUUCCACUUCGGCUCGAGCACCAAGAAGAAGACGUCCGUGUGCGGCCCGCUGGUCGGCACGCUACCGCCCAACUUCGGCGGCGGCGCUGGCGUCACCGGCAACUCCCUGGUCAACGUCGGCGCUUCCACGAGCGCCGCGGGGGUCGCUGGCGUUUCGAGCGGCACGGCGGGCUCCAUGUUGGUCUCCGGCAUCACGGCCUCGGCGACCUCGCCGACGGCGACGAGACCUUCGGGACGGCCCCUGUCCGGUAGCACGGUGGACCUGCGCAACACCUCCGAGCGCCGCGACGACGUGGCCGGCGCCGCUGUGGGCGCUGCAGGCGGCUUCAGCGGUCGCCACUCGCAUUCGACCAGCGACCUUCACAAGCUGGAGGCCCCCUCGUCUUGCUCGCCGCACGGACACGUCGUGGCCAGGUUUUCAUGGGGUUCUCGAGAACCGAUGGACGAGGACGCAGAUUCGAGCACCCUCAAGGUUCCGCGCUGGAGUCACCGAGCGAGCGAUCCGGAGGCUCUCUUGCCGCAGCUCGGUUUGCACAUGGACAACUGGGAUCGUUCGUCGCUUCGCAAGGACGACAUCCAGGAAGCGACGACGCCGACGACGACGGCUCAGCCGCCGUCGUCCACGACUCAGCCGUGAAAGAACGAACUCCAGCGAGGCCAGAGAAAGACAACAAGAGCACGACAAAACAGCCGGAACUCCUCCCUCUCGGAGAUAGUGUCGCUGUCCACACGGGAGCCGAAAACGUCCUCCGGCAUCGAGACCGCUGUCUCCAUUCUUCGCUGCCACCGCUGUGUGCCGUAUCGUGUUCGUUUGGCCAGUGACGUCUCUCGAUACCGUUGUUCGACGAUGCUGACACUGCGUUGACGGUGUUGGUGUUGACUUGAUGAUGUCGAGGAGCGCGCGUGGCGAAGUGUCCCCGCAUCUCCUUACUGUGACAAACUGUUAUAGUGUCCUUGACUUUUUCUUUUUUCAUUCGUGUUCGUUGCUUUAUAGGGUGCUUCAAUGUGGCUCUUCCUUUUUUUGCGCUGCCGCGUGAUCGGGAGCGGUAGAUUUGUCCGCCUAACUAAAAAAAAAAAGAUAGCAAAGCGGCAAAAGAGAGUGCUUGAGUGAUAAAUUAUGUGAGGUACACUACAUACAUAUAUAUAGAGAGUUCCCUGAUAGGUGAAUAUUGUUGACAGGUCAUGUUUAGCAUGCCGAGAAGAUGUUGAGAUGUACCCGUAAAGAGGCAAAGGGACAAAACACUUUACAUUAUUGCCACGAUUACGCGAUCCUUACGUCAACACGUUAAGCGGUCGCGAAGUGCAGCUGUGAAACCUUUUGCUAGACGAAUAAGUCCAUGGCAGGGAACUUGAGAUGGAAAACUUUGUUGAUCACAAAAGCGUUGUGACCAUACGGACGUCGUUGAAAACAAAAGUACUGAUAGACGCCAAAUGGUAACAAAGUUGAUGGAAUAGAGUAAGGAUGGUGCUUGGCGCCUUGAUUUCAUGAAUUAGAGCUGAGGGAAGAAGCAUCACUUCUGAGAAGAAAAAGCUUGAUCUGAGUGCUAGAACAAUGCGAACACGAAAAGAAGGAAACGACACACUGCGACCUGAUGAGUACUCAAAGUUGUAGUUGAAGCACAGCUUCGUUGUGAUUUUGCGCUGGGCGCUUUCAGUGUAUACAAUUGUCUUUCGCUCGACCGAUGGCAGCUUCCCCAAGAUCGGUUGUUCGGGCAGAGGUUAUCAGUUAAACGGUUUUCGAAGGAAUGGCAGUACAUCGAGAACAACUGUCGCCAGGUUACCAAUCCCGCUCGAAGUGGUCCGAGCCUCUUGUUUUCUUAUACGGUGACCUCUUACAUAGAUUCAGACGUUCAGUAUGACGUUUUCCGUUGUCUUUGUACGGGCCUUUUGUUGUGGUUCACACAAAAUCUUUCUUUACCUACUGUCACGAUUCACCAGACUUUUUCGGGUGGGAGGAACUUUACUGAGGCUACAAAACUGCAACAAAAUGUCCACGAUAACCUCGCAUACGGGUUAAAAUAGUUCGUGCCAUCCGUUCGGGCCGCUAAUGCGCACAUAAAAAAAAAAGAUUGCACCUUCUUCUGCGGUCACUGAUACCUAAACGCCAAACCUCGCAAAGUUCCUUUAAAAGCUUUCGAGUCUUCCUGCCAGGAGAGAAUGGCAGCGUUUAUGGAGGGUAAAGGAGAAGUGGACUCUUUGUCAGAAGUUCUGGAGCCAACUACGAUAUGAUCUCAGGAGUAAACUCGGCCAGCUGCACAUCGCUGAGCCAAGCUAACACGCCCUGCUCAGGGCGCGACCUUCACGGAGUGGGAUAGCCAUAAUAACGAAUCAGGAUCACAAGUCUGUAUCACUGAUCAGAAAGAAGUGCCAAGAAGUCCUCGCUCAUGUGCUGGUUUUGUGGAGCACUACUCGUGCGGUAUGAACUCUAAGCGUUCGUUCAAAGCUUAGUAAACCUACACCUGCCAAUUUUGCAGGCAGAGUGACAUGAAAGUCGUGUGGUGCAAAGUACUUAGGAAAUUGUGAGAAUGUUAAAUGUUUACGCCGCCACAGCUUGAAGUGCAGCUGCUCGUUCGCAAUAUUGAGUGACUGAACCCCAAUCGCAAUUCGCCUGCGAAGGGGAUUGCAAAGCGCUGCAUAUUUCCUCCCACUGUGGCGCAACAGUAAAUGAAUGUCCCAUUGUUAAGAACGUUCUUCGCUCACGACUUCGAAGCAUUGGAAAUGCGGUACUUGAAGAGUUACAGAGUUUGAGGAUAUACAGAGACUGCCAUAUAAGAUUUCAAUUGCGACAUGGGCGAAAAUGAAGCACGAUUAGGCACUUCGCACCACGUGUGAUAUUAGCGGAAACAGCGAGUUGGCCCAUGAACUUCUGCCAGAGAGCUCACGGUCCUAUACCGUUGCGUCUCAAAACUUCCAUCCUGCCAGCCGCUUCGACGUGGACCCUGCCGAUCUGACCAGCGCACGCGGUCAUUGCGGGGCAAAGCGCCUCGCCCGUCUAGAGCGAACCAGCUCAGACUCAAGUAACGUCUUCGGACCUCGUAGACGUCUCUUUAUCGCCAUAAUAUAGAAAGUAUAAUACAUAUGUUGGGCAGGUGUAGGCCGCUCUCGCGUAGCGCAAGAUGUCAGCUGUAGUGCGGAGUGUUUUGCAGUGGGCUCGGCAAAGAGGGGAGGGGGUCGCUUUGAAUGUUACAUGCGCAUGCGCGGGGCAGUUGUUCGUAUAGACAAGGCACGCUGUUAACGACUCACACAAAGCGUAGUUUCGUUUUACUCGAGGCCACGUCCAGCAAUCAGUGUUCAGGGAAACAAAAAGUCCGCCAACUUGGUCACCGGAGUAACGAAGUGGGUCUCUUGCAUGUGUAGGCGGUGGAGAGAAGCUCGUCUAGUAUUUGGCUAGCUGCUAGAAUUCACAGGUUCCUGAGUGAUGUACAGUCUUUGGGAUCUUCGUGUACAGUAUGGGGCAAAAGUAAGCACGCCGUAGCGGACUCGGAGCUACAGCGCGCCAACCUUGACACUAGGUGGCAAUCUCUGCAUUCUGUUGUAAAAUAGCGGCUCUCCGAAGCUCUACAUAGCAAGAACGUUAAGAACUUGCUCUCUCGGAUUUUUGAAGCUUCGGAAUUCCUCGAAGUCCCGGAAUAUGGCUUGGCGUCUGCCGCAGUGUAGCACGCAAUGUCUUGAGAAUGAUCGACAAAGGCUGUGCAUAGCAAGGCGCGCUGCGGUUUCUAUUGGAGAGCUAUGUCCGCGUGGGGAAAUUACAUUCGCAAGCAGGCACAGGUGCGGAAAGAAGUAACUGGAACACGGGAACAGCGGCCAAAGCGCAUAUUUGAUCACGUCCGCGCACCAGCCUGCCAUAAUAGCCAGUCCACACAUUUCAACCGGCUUUCUUAAACCGUGAAUUACAGCGUCAUUCCAAGCUUCUGCGGCUGUACACUGGUCAGUGGGAUUGCGCGAUAGCACAGUAGCUUCUGCAGUUAGCAGGUCAUUGUACACGCCCCCUUGACACGGGCGUGCGAAGCUUAAGGAGCCUAAAUAUAAAGACUUGCACUUAGGCUUGAGGAGCUUAGAGUGCUAACAGUGUCAUCCCGCUAGCGAUUUUUUCAGCCGAAGGUGCUGCAAAUGAAGCCUCGAUCCACGGGUAAAGAAACAUAUCCAGCAGUGUGAAUUAGGUGCGUUAUAGGUGCGAUGAAGUUCGAUUUACUUCGACCACAGCUUCCGUGUUCCAAUUAUUUUUGUCCGCACAUAACCUUUCAUUCCUGUAAUCUGCUUUUUUUUUUCUCUUGAAACAGCGCAAGGUCGUGUUUUGCGCCCGUCAAUGCCUACACGAAGGAAAUUCUUUAUUUCGUCAUUUAGAUCUCGCCGGGAGCAACUCGACACGAUUCUUAACGUCUCACACUUUCAUGCCGGGAAGUGCAGUCGAAUGGCGUUCGCUUAACUCGCCACCAUUCCCCAAAAAGAACUAUAGGUCCCAUCUAGUUGAGAACGUUGAGGCACCCUUCUUAGGCCGAUGACCUUGUGUCCAGAAGAGAUAACCAAAAUACAAGAAAGGAGACAGGUAUGAGAGGUCAUGUGAUAUUUUCUAGGUACUUUAGGAUUAUAGCAGUUGAAAAUUGCUUAACCGCAGAUGGGCGUAAUGUUUUUUUUUCGCAACACGCAUAUACACACGAACACAGACACGUACAAACACAGAUAGACACGCAUGCAACAGACGAGUACGCUGUGUAGUUCAUCACGCAGUUUCACGUUGAAGUCAUCGUUCAACUUGCGCCGUGACUCGGCAAACUCUCGGGUGAACCGGAGCAGGCGAGGCUUUGCGAAUACUGCGUGUGUUAAAAAAUAUGUCGCUGGUGUCUAUUUUUGUUUUAAUAUAAAUGGAGUGUGUUUCAGAGAAAUAUAGGAAGAUGUUUAUUCUUGCUUCGUUGGUUAGGGGGGGCAGGGAUACUAGCGAUGUGAUAUUGGAGAACCGUGACAGAGGAUGUCUCGCGUUGUUGUUUUCUUGCCUAUAGACACGCUGAUGGGCGUGCUGCGCGAAGCUUGUGCCGGUACCCUUAACUUAAAGUUUUCGUCUUCGGAUGACGUCAUGGACCGUGGUUUUAGCUUAAGAAUUAUUUUCCUGCAGCGUAAACUUCUGCUUGGUCGUAACGACGUUAUUCCUAACAAUAUACUGAAGGGCCAUUAAAGAGAAAAAAAAUGUGACCUGAGUUAGUAAACCACCCUACUACAAGAUAUAUACAUAUAGAACAGGUGGCGACACCAUCGCGAAACUUCCGUACCAGCUCGUCAUGACGUCAUCAACUUUGACGUCAUCUGCUCGAGCCUAGUUUAUUUGUUAUUGGUAGAGAUAAACUUGCAGUACUUUCCUAAAAGAGCCAGGAACUCAACUAAGCAAGUUUUAAGAACUUUCACUGAGCCAAUACGGUCCAGUUACAAAAAAUAUAUAUAUGUAUAUGCGUUGAUAUUCGCGACGUCAUACUGACGUAGUGGCGCUGGUGUUCUGGGAACGAAAUUAAGACAAAUAAAACAUUUACCAUUACUUUUUUCCUGAAUGAGAUAACAUAGUAGAGCGAAAUUAACAAAAAAGUUAGUUUUUAAAGAAUAUACUUUUUCGGGUAAACUCAUUUAGCGUUCAUUUAUGAAUAAGCCUAUAUGCGCACCACUGACGAAAGUUGGUUAUUUGUGUUGUUACUUUCUCUGUUUUUAUUUUUUUUUUCACGUGGAAACGAAGUUCCAAAGCAUAGCUUGGAUUCCCAGGCAACGUGGGCUCUUUCAUUCGGAGUGCAGUGAUGAACUGGAUGUACAGACUGGUAUACUUUUAAAGGCAUCUCCUAAUUAGUAUUCAAAUCAACAUAAAUUAAGAGUAUCGUCAUUUUCACGCACACAAAUGCUCGGCGCGGCAUGCUACGAAGACCGCUAAUGGCAAAAAAAAAAGUUAUUGCUGAUGCUUUCAUGUCAGAAAUGAGUUGUAAUAACUACCGAAAUGCUAGUUUGGUGUUGUCUUUAACAGCAGAACUGAACUGCACAGUUUACUUCGUGCUAAUACUGCUUCAUACUUAGCAGGCCAACACUACAGAGACUAGAGAGAGACUUGUAGCACUGCUCGCGGCAUCCGCGACCCCAAAAAAUAGUGCAUCGCAAGUACUGCAACUACUGCAAAGUACUGGGUAUACUGCGAAUUAUUCAAUGUGGCCUUUAGUCGCUCCAUUUUACUUCGCAAUAUGUGACGUGAUUGUUACACGGAAGGCGUCGUGGUCUCUUAUCGCGCAUUUACUACCGAUCCCGAGGAGGGAAACGUUCCUAGCGACCAGUGGCCGGACAGCACCAGUGGCGCUUGCGACCGAAACAUAUUGCAAGCAUAAUGUUAUGGAACUGAUACCUGAUUGGACGUAACCUUAUGUCACGAAGUUGUAGCUAAUGAAGACGUCUUGGCCGGUGAACCAAGCUGAAGUACGGGUUUCUUGGUCACACUGACAUCUAGCGUGACUAAGGAAACCGUAAUGCUAGUGUGACCAAGAACUCGGGAGCUCCUGCGGGCUCCGAAGCAUCGCUUGUGUUGUUCAUCUUGACUUGGUCAGUGACCGCAACUUCAUCAUCAUGGUUCCUGACCAGACAAAUGUACGUCGAAUCCUUGGUUACAAAAUGUAAUGUGUGUGUGUGUGUGAAGUAUUUUAACCGGAGAGGGUGUCGCAGGUCAAAAAACAACAGCACUGCGAAACUCGCGGAGUAGGGCUACUACGACCGCAUUACUGGCCUGGUUGCGUAGCGUUUCCUGCUAAUUAUGAAGCGGAGUGUAUACUACGAAACGUCUCAUUAGUCUAUUUGUCUAGGUAAUCGGAGGUUAUUUCACUGCCGAUGUAAAUCCUUUUUUUUUUGCCUCUGUGAGGCCAAGCAUUGUUAGCGAAAACAGAGACAAACUCGCUUGACUUAAGAAUCGAUAAAGUAGAGAGAUGUCGGUGUCGAUAGCUGCUGAAGUCUCGGCACAAGAGACCGCAUGCCGUAAUGCAUAUGGAGUUUGUUGAAUAAUUAUAGAUACGAAGGAACAGGAAAGAAGAUGUUUCGCGGAAGUGAUUCUUUUUUUUUUCUUGUGGCGCCCGUCUUCAAGUUCAGGUUUGGGGCUUCCCUUAUACACUUUUUGUUUUUCGCAUGUAGUGCUGACGAUUUGGGAGAGUCAACAAAAAAAAAGUGUUUAGAUCGACUGUUAACCACGCGGAAGUUGAAGACGAAGACAACGUUGAAGACGAAGACGAAGACAAAAGUCGAAGGCAGAAACAAAGAUUAAAAAGUAGCACUCACAUCGAGAGUGCAAGUGUUGUGCGCGCGCCCCGAAGCCUGCGUUUUUACGUCUUAUCUUUUUUGCCGUUCAUUCUUCUUCCACCAUAGGUGUGUGAACGCAGGACUUUCGCCAGACGGUGUACCAAACUUAUAGGAGUAUAUUAAAAUUUCUUUCUCCACCGUGGA
Molecule: messenger RNA, 8989 nt
Organism: Dermacentor silvarum
Lineage: Eukaryota; Metazoa; Arthropoda; Arachnida; Ixodida; Ixodidae
Product: regulator of G-protein signaling 7
Exons: 15
Coding region: 243-2180 (645 amino acids)
Biological process (GO): intracellular signal transduction; regulation of G protein-coupled receptor signaling pathway; G protein-coupled receptor signaling pathway
Source: RefSeq, a predicted model, not a curated record